Phlebotomus argentipes is the source of this 2001-nucleotide messenger RNA. RefSeq names its product vesicular glutamate transporter 2 (gene MFS17). The transcript has 4 exons. The coding region runs from base 150 to 1580 and encodes 476 amino acids. Gene Ontology annotation, biological process: monoatomic anion transport; transmembrane transport. NCBI's taxonomy places the organism in Eukaryota, Metazoa, Arthropoda, Insecta, Diptera, Psychodidae. Gene Ontology annotation, molecular function: transmembrane transporter activity. The record is from RefSeq and is a predicted model, not a curated record. Gene Ontology annotation, cellular component: plasma membrane.
AUCAGUAUCGCGCCUAACCUCCGAAUGUUGUGCCGUUCGCUGCGGGGCUCUCGUUGUCGCCCCUCGUAGCCCGGCCGUGCUGUGUGUUUUCUCUUUCGUUGCCCCCAUUUGUUUUCAUUUCGAGUUCCGGGGGCGGAGUGCGCGAAGUCAUGGUGGAGGCGCCCAAGGCUGUGCCUAACGGCCUGCGGGCGUGCAGCGAAAUGGGGCGCCGUCGAGGAGUGUUCGACGCCAUUCCGGCCCGCGUGGUGCUGUACUUCCUCUCCUGGAGCGGCUUCCUGGUCUCCUUCGUGAUGCGCAACGACAUCAACAUUGCCAUCGUGGAAAUGGUGGCGCCGGCCGGCGAGCCCGCGGCGCCUGACCAAUUCGAUUGGUCGUUCAGGGUGCGCGCCAGUAUCCUGGGCACCUUCUACUGGUGGUACGUCGUGGCGCAGGUAGCGGGCGGCGUCGCCACGCAGCACUUCGGCACGAAGGCCGUCUUCGGCUGGUCACAGCUCGCCACGGCCAUCUGUAGCCUUCUCGUGCCAACCGCGGCGCGCACGCACUACGGCUGGCUCGUGGGCCUGCGCUCGGUGCAGGGUUUCGCCUCGGGGCUCACGUGGCCAGCCAUGUACGCCAUCGUGGGCUACUGGAUCCCGCCGUCCGAGCGCAGCCGCUUCAUGUCCAGCUUUCAGGGCUUCAGCAUCGGCAUCGGCCUCACAUAUCCGCUUUGCGGCUGGAUCAUCGCGCACUGGGGUUGGCCGCCAGUCUUCUACACCACAGGCUCGAUAGGUGCCGCGUGGUGCGUCGUGUGGUGGCUGCUGGCCUUCAACCGCCCCUCAGAGCAUCCGCGCAUCACGGACGCCGAGCGGCGUAUGAUCGAGGCGGCCGUGGCGGAGGACAUACGCGGCGGCUACGGUAUGGCACCGCGCUGGGGCGCCAUCUUCCGCUCGGCGCCCGCCUGGGCGAUCGCCGUGACCACAUUCGGCCGCAUCUGGCUGCACUACAUGUUUAUCAUGUUUGGGCCUGUGUACAUGAACGACGUGCUGGGCUUCGACAUCGAGACGAACGGUGUGCUCUCGGGCGCGCCCUUCCUCUGCUCCUACCUGUCUGCGCUCGCCUUCUGCGCCGCCGCCGACUGGAUGGUGGCGCGCGGCGUGCGGCUUCUGUUCGUGCGGAAGAUCUUCACGGCUGUGUCGCAGGUCGUACCUGGCGUGCUGAUCUUCUGCAUCGCGUGGUCGCAGCACCAGGUGGCCGUGCUCGUGAUGUGGUUCGUCGCCGUGUCGUGCAUCACGGCGGGCUACGCGGGCGCCAUGGCCAACAUCAUCGACAUCGCGCCGAAUCUCGCCGGGCCCGUGCUCGCCUUCGCACAAACCAUCCACAUGAGCGCCUCCUUCAUCGCGCCCAUCGCGGCGUCGGCCAUUGUCAAGGACACGAAAUCCACGGAGCAGUGGAUGACGGCCUUUGGCCUGGCCACGGCCGUCGCAGUCGCAACGUACUUGCCAUAUUUGGCGUGGGCUCAGGCGCGCCCGCAGCCCUGGAACUACCCGAAGGAGUCCCAGGACGACGGCGCCGAGGAGCCGCUGCAGACGCAGCGCGUGUGACGCAAUCUCUCUCUCUUGUUACUUAAGUCACACAUUCCCGUGACCGUGCAUUCCACACCGUAACGCCAUCGCAAUACCAGCUGUCUGGCCGGCACAACUUACGGCCGCUGGGGGUUCCGCAGAGGCUACCAAAGUGACCUUCGGCGCCACUUUAGCAGUAGGAGGAUUUUGUUUAGCGUUUAGCGACAAUAAAUGUACUAUUUUUUGAAACAGGGAUCAACCUUAAAACACUUGUGAUGCGACGCCGGGCGUCAGCAAUGAGAUUAGAGAAGGUGACAAAUCAAUCUGCAUACGAAAUCCCUACAAGUUCGUCUCAUAAAUAUUAAUGAGGAGCAUUUGCUCAUGUCUCUAGCCUUGGUAUAUCUAAUCGCAGAAAUAUAAUAAUGAAAUGUCAGCUCAUGGUCAUUUUCUGCUCGCAUUC